AUGCAGCAAAUAUCCUCUGCAGAACCGACCCCUUCACGCCAUGUGUGCCACUGCGGAAAGAGCUUUAUCAGAAAGGAACAUCUGAGGAGACACCAAGCCACACAUGGCGAGCGCAAUUUCAUCUGUCCCAUGUGUCAGCGCUCCUUUACGCGCAAUGACUUGUUAAGACGUCAUCUCGCUCGCCAUGACAUGCCCACAGCGCCCGAUCCUCGACGAGGACGAGCCUGUGACGCGUGCCACGCUAACAAAACAAAGUGUGACGGUGGUACAAAGUGUACCCUGUGUAUCAAGCGAGGUAUAAGCUGCACCUACAAGCAUGCUUCUAAAGCCGGCAGCAGCAGGAGUAGCAGGAGCCCUGUCGAAGAUCCUAAACGAACAGCCUCUCGUCCGGUGCCGGAUGUUCACGAAAUCAACACCCCUUCCUCCAUCACACCCCCUAUAGCUCUUGGCACGUCUCAAAUUUCCCCAGCCGAUGAAAUCAAGGCUGCUUUUAAGCGUAUCUCGAACGAUGUGCGGACAGGCAAGAUACCCGUCGGCGAACCUACAACUGUUCCCGCGCCAGACCAUCCAUGGAUCGAAGCGAACUCACGAGAAUAUUUCGGCCGACUCCAUGAGGCCUGGCCUGUCCUCCAUGCUCCUUCUUAUACCAUUGGUAUGGAGGAUUCCUUUGUCAUCGCGACCUCUGUGGCUAUGAUAAGUUGCUGGCUGAGAAGUCCGGAUGAGUAUGGAGAGGUGGUGAUGGAAUUGCAUGAGACUAUUAUGAAUACAUUAUCACAAUGGAUAGACAAGAGAUUGAUUGCAAAGGCAUCUCUAUUACGAGACGCCUACUACGCCCUAGCCCACUUCCAAGCCCCAACUCUCUUCAGAGAAGAACUCGACCUCACAAUGCCCGCCACAUUCUCCCUCUGGAACGCCUUUGGUCUAGACAUAUUCUUCCAACGUCUUCCCUUUGAACCAACAGAUAGAUCGAACUUUAAAAUCACGGAAAUCUGCGCCAAUCCAAACACACCCGCCAAAUCUCUUUUACUUUUAGAAGACGUCCACCUCGCGUUGUGCGGUCUAUCACCCGCGAUAUGGAACCAUGCGCAAAUCGUGCGACGAAGCGCCGAAGCAGGCCGCUCGACACAUAAUUCUACAGCGUCGUUGGGAUGGCAGCUGGAAGCGUGGAAAGCGGACGUGGAAAGAAUACAGCACCAGUGUUUUCAAACGUUUCACGGUGCGGGUAUGGGCGACUUUCCCUUCAAGGCGUACAUCGGAGACUUUGACGAUAAGCCCCCGAGAGCAAAAGCCGCUGCCAUGGUGCACGUCAAGUGUUUGGCUUCGGAUUGCAUCAUGAUUUAUCAUCUGCAGAGUCUUCAACUGUACUCCGAUACCCGGAUGAUCAACUCUGUUGCAAAGGCCCACACGUCACCAAUCCUCACAGACCGCGAACCCACCGUACGUCCAUGGCUGCAGAAACUUCACAGCCAACUAAGUCUCUGGACGAAAUCACCCGAAAGUCGAAAAGCUGUGCUCCACGCCCUAGCGGUGCUUCUAGACUGCGAAGCAGCUUUGGAAUCCAACUCUCCUCAGACGCAAUCCAUCGACCCAACAGCUUACCUCGCCAUCUCCACGAGCGCUUUGGUAGUAUGGGCGUGGACUUUGUUCAGUGAAGGAGUUUGCAUGUGUGUUCCUAGUCUGAACCACAUCAACAUUGGAGUCGAUCCGCCAGAUCUGCAAAACACCAACACCGCACGGCUGGAAACGUGGAUACAGGCUGAUGGGACGGCGGCGGUGAAUAAUAUUCCGCUGUGUAGAUGUGUCAUCAAUGGGUGGACGGCGAGGUUCAAUGCGCUUUUGCCACUGGGGAAAAGACGUUGGGGAUUGUGUGAUGAGGUUGCGCCGAUUUUGAGCUCUCUUGGUGCUGGUAACUGA
This is a messenger RNA of Fusarium graminearum PH-1, 1914 nucleotides long. RefSeq lists its product as uncharacterized. The record is from RefSeq and is a predicted model, not a curated record. The transcript is spliced from 5 exons. NCBI's taxonomy places the organism in Eukaryota, Fungi, Ascomycota, Sordariomycetes, Hypocreales, Nectriaceae. Gene Ontology annotation, biological process: regulation of DNA-templated transcription. Bases 1 to 1914 code for a protein of 637 amino acids. Gene Ontology annotation, molecular function: zinc ion binding; DNA-binding transcription factor activity, RNA polymerase II-specific.